Messenger RNA from Aspergillus lentulus, 591 nucleotides. RefSeq lists its product as uncharacterized. NCBI's taxonomy places the organism in Eukaryota, Fungi, Ascomycota, Eurotiomycetes, Eurotiales, Aspergillaceae. The record is from RefSeq and is a predicted model, not a curated record.
AUGGUCCUGGUCGAGUCGGCCGCCAUCAUGGAGUACUUACUCGAUCAUUUCAGCGGACCCAACACAUGCCUCGUUCCCGAGCGCUAUCAGCCCGGUCGCGAGGGCCAGCUGGGCGGCGAGACCGAGUCCUGGAUGCGCUGUCGAUACUACAUGCACUAUGCAGAGGGGAGUUUCAUCGAUCCAGGUGCAGCUGAUCAUGAAUGGGAUUUUGUUCCAGCACUAUUCCAUCAUAUAUAUGCUGAUGAAGCCAGCAAUGAAAAUGUCCCCGACCCCUUCUUUAUCAAACCCAUCACUGGGUUCAUCACCGGCAAAGUGAGCGUCGAGUUCCUCGAGCAAGAGCUGCGCACCCAUUUCCGCUUCCUCGAGGACCGUCUGGCGUCUGCGCCCGAGGAGAGGCCGUUUCUGUGCGGUUCGCAGCUGACCGCGGCGGAUAUCCAGAUGAGCAUCCCGGUUAUUGCGGCGCUCAAUCUGUCUAUCAUUGCUCGAAAGGAGUAUCCGCGGCUGGAUGGGGCGAUUCAGAACUCGCAGGGUUACCGACGAGCUGUAGAGAAGGUGGAGAAAAUUGAAGGGAAGCCUAUUGUGCCGAUCUAG